AUUUGGUUGAUUAUAAUAUUUUACUACAAGGCUCACAGAAACAUAUUACCUUCCAACAUUCAGGUAAAUUUUGUUAAGCGAGAGAGUUAUUAUUUUAAGGGGAUAGAAAUGUUUGUGAAGCCUUGGUUUCGUACAAGUUUGAAAGAAAGAUGUACUUUAAUCCAGGGAAUAAAGUUGUGGAAUGGUAUGGAGGACGAUCUUUAAAAUGCAAGAUCUAUGUACAUAUUUAAGAGAAAGAUAAAAGCUAGUUUUUUGAAGGUACAUGGAAAGUAUGUGAAUCUAUAUGAAUUGUUGUUUAAAUUAAUAUUUUUUAUUUUUUAGUAUUUUUUAAAAUAUUUUUUGUUUGAAUAUAUUAUGGGCAUAAAAUGGGCAGACAUAAGAUUAAUUCUUCUGCUAGCUUUCAUUUUAUUUUAGUUUUUGAUUUGUGUAUUUUCUUUGUUUUCUAUUGUAUAUAGUUAUUUUGGUUUUUAAUUAAAUGAAUAAAGAAUCAAUAUUAUGAGGAGGGAAAUCAUGAAAAAUCUGUAUUUUUUUAACUCAGUAAUUCCUGUUUAAUGAUUCUACAGAAAUUAUAAUUAGGCAGUAUUUCCUUUCUUUUCUACAGUAUGAAUCUGAGGCUUCGAUUUUAUUUGUAAUGCUCGUCAUGAAGGGCAGUUAUAAGCUCCACCUGAUCAUUUGAAUAUUCCCUAAAUGAAGAGAACAACGUUCUCCUGUUCAAUUCCUGUGGAUGUUACCUGCAGAGGACACUGCAGCUGGAGAGAUUAGCUGUCACCAUGGCUUCUCCAGACGCUUCUGCAGAGAUGAAACAUAUUUCUGUCAAGAGGCAACAGCUUCACGAGAGACGGAAAAUCCUGUGCAUAUUUCAAGAGUUGAGGGAACGUGCUGAGUUUGGCCAAACGGAGGAAGCAGCUGCAACCCAGCUGGAGAUCGAUCAGAUCGACCAAAGGCUGAAAGAACUUGAAGAAAUGGAGACUGAACUCAAUAGAACCUAUGUAAAUGUUUUAAAUGCCAGUGACAUAAAAGGCAAACAAGGUAUUUCUGAACCAGCGUUACCACCCGACUCAAAUGAUUAUUCCAACGUUUGCUAUAUUGAGCUUCCUCCUUCCUAUCCUGCCCCUACGGUGGUCCUGGACAUUGCAAAUCUUCCACCGUAUUCCUGUAAAACUCAGUGCCCCGAGUGUAAACAGUUUGUCAUAACAGAAACCAGCUCCUCUGUCAGCAGCGUGACCUGGAUGUCGUGCAUUAUAGCAGUGCUGGUUGGCUGUGUAGCGGGGUGCUGUCUCAUUCCUUUCUGCAGCGAUAAGUUCAAGUCCAUCAACCAUCACUGUCCAAAGUGUCGGACGAAAAUUAUAACUACCAAAAGACUCUGAGUGAAAAGCAUUUGAUAAAAGUCUUAUGCUCAGACUGAGAAUGGCAGCAUAUUGUAAGUGUAAGUAAUGUGUAUUUAAGUGAGAGGUUUGUUUAGUAACAUCCAUUUAUUUUUAUGUAAGUUAAAAAAUCUGGGAAGUUUGGAUGUUAAUGUAUGUGUUCUUCUUUGUUUUGUAAAAAAAAAUGUAUUAUAUUAGAUAUUACACAACCCCAACUCUGAAAAAGUAGGGACAUUUUGUUUGAAUCAAAACAGAAUGGAGUAAUUUGCAAAUCAUGAAGAUUCAAAACUGGAUUGAGGCAAAGUGGAAAACUGUUCUGGGGUCAGACAAAUCAAAAGUGGAAAUAAUUUUUGGAAACUUCAGAUAAUGAAAAACACACAGUUCAAAGGCCUACCUCUCUGAUGAUAUAGGGGUGCAUUAGUGCCUCUUAACUUAAACAUCUGGAAAGGUAUUCUCAGUGCAGAAAUGUUCCAACUUUUCAAAACUGAGUUUGUAUUUUAAACKUAAAAAAACGUAAAUUAGUGGACUGAUUUUUAACUUGUUUUUUUGUGGAAAUGUAAAUUUCUGUUUUAGUUUUCAAGCUUUAUGAAUGUAUCGAGCUGUUUGUUCAAGAAACCUAAAAGAUUCAGUUGUGUAGUUUCAUUUUAUUGUCAUGAAUGUGAAAAUUACUGUCAGAAAAAAAUUCAAAUAGUUUCUGUCUGUAUUUACAGAGCAACAGUUACCUUUGUAUAAAAAAAGCUGUAUCAAAAGUCCGUGUACAAAUAGCAUGCAAAUGAUGCGAUACAUCAUCCUUUGUGUUGAGUUAUACUAAUAUAAUAAAGAGAAAUUCUUCCCCAUUCCAGCACAAAACACUUUUUUUUCCAAUUAUGAUAAAUUAGGCACUGAUGAGCCGUCUUGAAAAAAUAUUCAACUUUGAUUCAAAAAUUAAAAGUAUAAACAUAAAAAAAUAAAAAAUAAAAUAGUUACUUACAAUAAAACCACAUGAUUCUGCCUGUAGUACCACGUCGUAACUUCAUUAUGCUUUGAGACAUAUUUUUUUGUAAAACACAGAAGUUUGUUGGAAAAAAAGAAGAAGUAAAAAAUCUGUUAACUGAAGCUGGUUAAACUCAGAUGUUGCCAGCAGAGGUCACUGUCUGUCUUUUAUGGAUGAAAAUUAUUAUUUUUGGUCAUGUUUUAGUUAUUCGUUUCUUCUCAUUGCUUCUCUAACACUGUGCACAAAAAAUGAAGAAUUGUACAUAAACCAGAAAAAUAAAAAAUCUAAAGUAACAAAUGACUUUACUUAAGAGGAGUAACAGUUUUACACAGAGCACAGAUUUGGUGAUAAAAAAAGAAAACAUGUUUUGAGUGUUUAGUUAAAAAGGCUGGGUCUUGUUUUUGUCCAGCGGUGCCUCUGCCAUCAAACCAGCUUCAGUUAAGCAUCUGAUUUAUGUCUCACAAUUUGCAUAAAAACAAAAACCAUGCAUCUUGUUUUCACAAUCUGUUUUGAUAGUGAUACUCAGUCCAAGACCUGGGUGAAAUCACACAACAAUCUUUAGCUAAAUAAAGCUUUUGUCCACCAGUAACAACGAUUAAUGUCCUGCCAUUACACUGAGUGCAACUCGCUCUAUAAAUCACUGAGACACGUUAAAAAAAUAGAAAUGAGUCAUGUGAGAACAGACUACCAAAUCAGCGAUAAGAUUUGAGAUGWAAGUUUUUUAAUGUUGCAGUAUUAUACAGAUGUGGAUCAAUUUGUUUGUUCCCUUUUUGUUAAAGAAAAAAAAAAAA
Austrofundulus limnaeus is the source of this 3128-nucleotide messenger RNA. RefSeq names its product lipopolysaccharide-induced tumor necrosis factor-alpha factor homolog. The record is from RefSeq and is a predicted model, not a curated record. The transcript is spliced from 6 exons. Lineage: Eukaryota; Metazoa; Chordata; Actinopteri; Cyprinodontiformes; Rivulidae. Gene Ontology annotation, molecular function: zinc ion binding. Gene Ontology annotation, cellular component: nucleus; cytoplasmic side of late endosome membrane; cytoplasmic side of lysosomal membrane. The coding region runs from base 771 to 1367 and encodes 198 amino acids.